This is a messenger RNA of Gracilinanus agilis (Agile Gracile Mouse Opossum), 2459 nucleotides long. RefSeq names its product kallikrein B1 (gene KLKB1). Gene Ontology annotation, molecular function: serine-type endopeptidase activity; protein binding. Bases 1 to 1893 code for a protein of 630 amino acids. Gene Ontology annotation, biological process: proteolysis. The record is from RefSeq and is a predicted model, not a curated record. The transcript is spliced from 14 exons. NCBI's taxonomy places the organism in Eukaryota, Metazoa, Chordata, Mammalia, Didelphimorphia, Didelphidae. Gene Ontology annotation, cellular component: extracellular region.
AUGUUUUUCCCAUGCCAAGCAGUGUAUUUCCUUUUCUUCUUUGCUACAGCGACCAGUGAAUGUAUAACUCAACUUUAUGAAAACACCUUCUUCAAGGGAGGAGAUGUGGGGGCGGUAUACACCCCAACUGCUAAGCAUUGCCAGAAAGUGUGCACCCUCCACCCCAGGUGUAUACUGUUUAGCUUUCUACCUGCAAACUCCAUUAAUGAUGAGAAUAAAAGAUUUGGUUGCUUCUUAAAAGACAGCAUUACUGGAACCCUCCCAAGAAUUACAAGAAGAAAUGCAUUUUCUGGGCAUUCUUUAAAACAAUGUAGUAACAAACCAAGUAUUUGUGACAAGGAGAAGUAUGAAGGGCUUGAUAUGAGAGGAGUGAAUUUGAAUAUAACCAAGGUGAACACUGUUGAAGAAUGUGAAAAACAAUGUACAAAUCAUGUCUUCUGCCACUUUUACACUUAUGCCACACAAAAGUUCUACAACCUGCAGUUUCGAAAUACAUGUCUGCUGAAGCACAGCCAGUCAGGAACCCCCAGUUCCAUCAAGAUGUCGGAUGGCUUGGUGUCAGGAUUCUCCCUGAAGCCCUGUGGACUUUCUAAUUUGGCUUGCCCAAUGACUGUUUUUCAAGAUCUCUCAUUUUCUGGUGAAAAUGUUGGCAGUGCGAUUGCCCCAGAUCGUUUUGUAUGCCAGACUAUUUGUACCUACCAUCCUAAUUGCUUAUUUUUUACAUUCUAUACAAGCAACUGGCAUAUAGAAUCACAAAGAAAUACGUGUUUUCUUAAGACAUCAAACAGUGGAAAACCAAGUUCUGAAAUACCACAGGACAAUGCUCAAUCAGGAUAUAGUCUUCUAAUCUGCGAUUAUGUGUCUGGUUACAAGUCUUUGACUAGCACAGACCAAAGCCAUUCGGAAUUUUAUCAUGGCAUGACCUUUGAAGGGGAUGAGUUGGAAGAUGUCUAUGUUCAAGGACAUGAAGCUUGUCAACAACAUUGCACAAACACAAUCCGCUGUCAGUUUUUCACAUAUACAAGCCUCAGAGGAGAAUGCAAGGAAGACAAGUGUAAAUGUUCCUUAAAAAUAUCUUCUGAUGGUUCCCCAACUAAAAUAAUACAUGGGACAGGAGGUAUUUCUGGUUAUUCGUUAAGACUACGUAAAGCUCCAAGUGUCUCUGUGUGCAAGAUCCAAAGUGGAAGAGUUACGGGAGGAAAGCCAGCUUCCCAGAAAGAAUGGCCAUGGCAAGUCUCCUUACAAGUCAAACUGAGAACACAGAGUCAUGUAUGUGGAGGCUCAAUCAUCGGGAACCAGUGGAUCUUAACAGCUGCCCAUUGCUUUGAUGGCCUAACAUCACCUGAUAUUUGGAGAAUUUAUGCUGGCAUUUUAAAUCAAUCAGAAAUACAGGCAGACACUCCUUUCUCCAGAGCUAAAGAGAUUAUUAUUCACCAUCAAUAUGAAGUUUCAGAAACAGGACAUGAUAUUGCCUUAAUAAAGCUUGAAGCUCCCUUGAAUUUCACUGAUUCCCAAACAUCUUGCUGCUUGCCUAUAGAAGAAAACAUAAACCACAACUGCUGGGUGACUGGUUGGGGCUAUACCCAGGAAAAAGGUGAAAUCCAAAACACCCUCCUGAAGGUUAACAUUCCCUUAAUAUCUAAUGAAGAAUGCCAGGAAAAGUACCCACAAUAUAAAGUAACUGAUCACAUGAUCUGCGCUAGUGAUAAAGAAGGGGGUAAAGAUGCUUGUAAGGGAGAUUCAGGUGGUCCCUUGUCUUGUAAUUACAAUACAAAAUGGCAGCUAGUUGGCAUCACCAGCUGGGGAGAUGGUUGUGGUCAAAAGGAUCACCCAGGGGUUUACACCAAAGUGUUUGCGUACUUGGACUGGAUCCUGGAGAACACCCGAAACUGAAUGACUUUCCUGAUGGAGCCGUCUUCUUGUGAAUGGUCACGAGAGGCUGUGAAAGUCCUUUACAAAUAUGCCGGCUACAAAAUGUAACAACGCAUUUGGAAGACUGUCUCCACGUCAGCCAGCCAUUUUCUCCUUUGGGAUCAUCAGAAUCAGAUUUGAAUGUCUCUAAUGUUUAUGUAUUAGCUGUCACCACAAGAAGAAAGCCAGAGGGUGGUUUUUGUUUUUUUUUUUUUUUUAAUUUGGUUUAUUUGGGUAUAGCAAAAACAGCUGUCUCAUAUUGGGAUCACCUUAUAGAGAGCACCUAAAAGUUUGGAGGAGUACGACUUCCUGACUUCAUUGCUAGGAUUUUAGAUGGUCUGGGACUCCUCUGCUUCUAUUUUUCUCCUUUUUAAAAUUAAAAUUUUAUUACACCAUUCAUCACAUGUAUAUAUGGGGACGUGAUCUCGGCUUUAGGCUUUAAAAGAUCACUCUAUCUAUACCAAAAAUGAAUAGUGUGGAAAUAGGUAUCAAGUGAUAACAUUUGCAUAACCCAGUGGAAUUGCUUGUUGGCUCUGGGAGGGGGAAGG